CAUUGUAGAGUUUGAACCAAUCACCUUCUUCAAAUCAUUCAGCGGGAGAACCCAAACAGAUUAUAGAGGAAGAAAAGACAUGACAAAUUUAUCUUUUCGGGAAUUUACAUUUCGUGGCGUUUAAUGUUAUCAUCUAACUUGUAGUUCAUCCGGGAUAUAGAUUAGUGCGGGUUGCCAGUAGCAGAAUGCGACGCUCAGGAGCUCCCAGCCAGCUCUUCGGUAAUGCUGUGAAAAAGCCCCGGUUUAUGCCACCUGGAGUAUCUACUUCGUGUCUUCUGCCUGAAUCCAAGCCCCUUUCCCCUAAACUUGGUUUAGGCAAUGCACUGGAAAAGGUCCAGAAAAGUCUAGCAGCACCAGCUCAGAGUAAAACAGAGUAUGAUGUCCAGUUCAAAGCUGCCCAGCCUGCUCCAGCCUUGUCAAGGGCUCUGGCUCGUGUUCUUAGUGCAGCGGAAAGUAAGGAAAAUGAGGCUGAAAGAGAACAUGCUAACACCGGCUUGGCUGAGAACACAGAAGACAACAGACCAGCAGGAGUGAAUGGGUCUGGGUCUUAUCAAACCCCCCAGCCUCGUGUGGGGUCAGUCUGUGUUUCUGGAGUUGCGGGCUCAGACUCUGGCUGCAGUCAGGAUGGAGUACGUUACUUCAGUGUGAUGUGGUGUAAAGCCAGUAAGAAGAAACACAAGCGCUGGGAGGGCGAUGCGGUCCUGGUUACAAGAGGACGCACAGCCACACUGAAAGAUAUGGAGAGCAAGGACAUUGGAAAGGGUAGUGGCUACAAAGUGUCUGAGCUGGCCUCCCUGUCCGAGGGAGAGAGCCUGAUGGUCGGAGGGAAGGAGGUGGAGGUGAUGGGGGUCAUUUCUGCUGAGGACUUUGCCAGGGGACGUUGUUUCCAAGAGGUCCAGGUAGAGAAAGAGGAGCCACUCACAAAGUCAGCUCCACCUCCCUGUCGUCGCUUGACAUCCAAACCUUUCUGCUCCCCAACACUGUUGGGCAGUGCAGACCAUUCAGGAUCCAAACCAGAGGAGGAACAAACCUGCAGACCUCGUUAUGACCCACUGGCUCCAGGUGCACUUGUGAUGCCUCGUCCUUCUGCUAACCACCAGUGGUCUAAUAACAAGUCAGGGCUUCCUGUGGUUGAUGUUGUUGUUGACCCGUACCUGACUGUUAAGCUGCGACCGCACCAGAGAGACGGUCUUCUCUUUCUCUAUGAGUGUGUCAUAGGCUUAAGAGCUAUGGGUCGCUAUGGGGCUAUCCUGGCUGACGAGAUGGGUCUGGGGAAGACCCUGCAGAGCGUGGCACUGUCCUGGACGUUACUUAAACAAGGACCUUACGGUGGAAAACCAGUUGCUAAGCGUGUCCUUGUGGUCACUCCAGGCAGCCUGGUGCACAACUGGAGUGCAGAGUUUAACAAGUGGCUGGGCCGGGAGAGGAUCAGCGUUUUUGCUUUGGAUCAGGACCACAGGAUAGAGCAGUUUGUGUUAUCCCCUCUGCACAGCGUUCUUGUGAUCAGCUAUGAAAUGCUGCUGCGCUGCCUGGAGCAGGUACAAAAAGUGGAGUUUGGUCUUAUAAUUUGCGAUGAGGGCCACAGGUUAAAGAACAGCAGCAUCAAAACGUCCUCAGCCAUCAGCAGCCUGAGUUGUAAUCGCAGAGUCAUACUAACAGGUACCCCAGUACAGAACGACCUACAGGAGUUCUAUGCUAUAAUAGACUUUGUUAACCCGGGGAUUCUUGGGUCAUCCACUGCAUAUAAGAAAGUAUAUGAGGAGCCGAUUCUACGCUCCAGACAGCCCUCCUGCACAGAGGAGGAGAGAGUUUUGGGAGAGGAGCGGGCAGCAGAGCUCUGCCUGACUGGCAUGUUCAUCCUGAGACGGACACAGGAGAUCAUCAACCGCUACCUGCCUCCCCGUCUCGACUGGACGUUGUUCUGCAAGCCGUCCCCUCUGCAGCGAGAGCUGUACAAGCAUCUACUCUGCCACAGAGUCUUCAGAGCUUGCCUUCAGGGCUCCACACAAACUCACACACACCUGGCCUGCAUCACUGCACUGAAGAAGCUCUGUAACCACCCCGGUCUGCUCCAUGGCACUGCCAAGGAAAAAGCAGGCUGUGGUUCACUGGAGAACUCUUUAUAUGAGGGCCUGGUUGAGCUCUUCCCAGAAUCUUACUCUUCAGGUGGAUUCAACACCGCCGAUUCUGGAAAACUGAUGGUUCUGUCGGACUUGCUAACCUCUAUCAGGCAACUCAGCCCUUCAGACAGGGUGGUUGUAGUGUCCAACUAUACUCAGACACUUGACUUGCUCCAAGACUUGUGUAUACACAUGGGCUACAGCUUCUGCCGACUUGACGGACAAACCCCCACCAGCCAGAGACAGCGUCUGGUUGACACUUUUAACAGUCCCUACUCCCAGGACUUUUUGUUUCUGCUAAGCUCUAAAGCAGGUGGUGUGGGGCUAAAUCUGGUGGGUGCUUCCCACCUGGUGCUGUAUGAUAUUGACUGGAACCCUGCCAAUGACAUUCAGGCCAUGGCUCGAGUGUGGAGAGAUGGACAGAAGAAGACUGUGCACAUCUAUCGUCUUCUCACUGCAGGCACUAUUGAGGAGCGUAUAUUUCAGAGACAGGUGUCCAAACAGGGGCUUUCUGGGACAGUGGUUGACCUUGGCAAAAAGGUGGAACACACUAGCUUCUCCACCAGUGAACUGCGAGAUCUUUUUAGCCUGACAGACACGCUCUCUCUAACACACGACCUGCUGAACUGCGGCUGCAACAUGGACGGCUCAGUCCAGGCUGUUGUAGAGGACGACGAGCAGGUUUCUGAAAGGCCGUGCCAGCUAGGUCGUCAAGGUGACCGUGGAGGGGUGCAGCAGAAGCAUCUCAGCAUGUCCGAGCUGAUGCAGUGGAGACAUUUCUCUGGUGACACACACACCUUCUCAGAUCCUUACCUCGAUCACUCACGAAACCACAUCACCUUCGCCUUUCAGACCACAAUGUCUCACACAGCUCUGUAAACAAACACACGCUAAAUUACACUGAAGAUGACGCUCACACACACACACACACAGACUUGUUACAACAUUUGACUAAACACUCAACAGUGCUGCCAACAACCGCAAUAAGCGACAUUUGUAAGAUUCUAUGUCUUGUCUUUGUUUUCUUUAUUUAUUCAAAGAAAUUUACUGUUAACUUCAUCAAAUCAAAUCAAUUUCAAAAUAAAUGUGUCAUAGGCUUUUAAGGAGGUGAACAUUUGUUUGUCACUAAAAAAAUUCUUUGUGGAGAAAGCACAGCAUUUUGGUGCAUGUCUGAAUGAGGCAGAUUGGAAGUGUUUGUGUGCCAGGCAUGUUUUAUAUCCACACACUGUAGAUAAGAAUACAAGUAAGGUGCUCCUGUGUCCAUCUAGAGUAACAUCUACUGUGUAAAUUAGAGGAUUUAUGUUGUACCGAGACAUGUUUAGGUGACACAGACCCUGGGUGGUAUGGAAAGAAUGUGUGUAUAACCAUCCAUUGAAAAUAAUCUAGUUCAUGGCUAUCUGUGCAGUGAGUAUGUCAUCUGGAACUGAAUCAUCUGAAGAAUGAAGGGCAAAACAGUCUUUAA
This is a messenger RNA of Etheostoma spectabile (orangethroat darter), 3582 nucleotides long. It is a transcript of the gene rad54b, whose product is annotated as RAD54 homolog B. Gene Ontology annotation, molecular function: DNA translocase activity; ATP binding. NCBI's taxonomy places the organism in Eukaryota, Metazoa, Chordata, Actinopteri, Perciformes, Percidae. Gene Ontology annotation, cellular component: nucleus. Gene Ontology annotation, biological process: reciprocal meiotic recombination; double-strand break repair via homologous recombination. The record is from RefSeq and is a predicted model, not a curated record.